AUGGGAACAGAAAUAUCUAACGAUGAGAGUAGCAGAAAUGAAAACAGCAAAAAUUCGGAUGACGAUAACGAUAUAAUUUAUGUUGUAGUUGUUAUUGAAUCAAAGGAUUAUUAUUUUAGACCGUUAUCUCAAAAAAUUAAACUUAAUAAUGUUCGUACAAUGCUUUUAAAAGAUGAAACUGCAAUUAGACCAAGUGAUGAACCGAAAUUAAGCCUAUUAGAACUAUUAGAAGUUGUUGAAAAAAAAUAUGGUAACCAUUAUUUAUAUAUUAAUCAAAACGCUGAAUUUGAUUUGACUCAAUUAAGGUUUGAAAAAGGAUUCAAGAUUAACAAAGAUAAUUCAGUAAUAAGCGCAUCUCAUCAAGCAUUCGAAAUUACUCAUGAUGGAAUUCAGAUAGAGAAAAAAAAUGAGCAAAACAAAGGAACACAUGAAUGCAAACACGAAAAAACCACAGAAUGCAAACGGUCCUUUAUGUUUGAUGUAAAGCUUUCAGCUGCUUCUGAAUGGGUUUCUGCAUGUAUUGGAUUGUCACAAGAAAAUUCAAACAAAACGCUUAAAAAACAUACAAUACAUACCAGACAUUCUUAUGAACUAGUUUUAAUCGAAAAUUCUAAGUCCAAAGCUAUUAAUCCUCAAGUUGGAGCUGGGAUUGCUACCAUUUUUAAGCCUAAAAUUAAUGCUAUACAAUCUCUUAAUAAUGCAAAAAAAUGGAAAAUAACUGGAUACGAGAAUAUUUAUUCAUUAUUUGAAUUAUCAGAUGAUGAAUUGAAAGAAAAAGCGUUGAACAUCAUGGGUCAUCAAAUUUUAGAAACCAAAUUCAAUGAAAUCAAGUUCAAUAUAAAAGAAUACGAAAAAAAUAAGAAACCAUGUGGAUUAUAUGUGUGGAAAAAAACCCCAGUGAUUGUUAUUCAUCAUAUACAAGGUGAUAAAGCUAAACGAAUGCCUAAGAAUAUUAACAUUAGAAUCGGAUGGAUGUUCAUUGAACCACCAACAAGUUUUGAAUUUAAAACAACUAAUAAUACUCCUCAAGUAAAAAAUAGUUCUGAUAAAGGAAUGGCUACUUGCAUUCAUGUAUAUCAUAACCCAUAUGAAUCAACAUUCACCAUUGGCAAUUACCUUACACGUUGUCAAGAAUCCGUACGUCAAGAAUCUGCACAGUUAUUUGUUUAUGACAUUAAAGCUGAAAAAGAAGUAACCGACGAAGAAGUCCUGAAAUGA
Cetraspora pellucida is the source of this 1218-nucleotide messenger RNA. Lineage: Eukaryota; Fungi; Glomeromycota; Glomeromycetes; Diversisporales; Gigasporaceae. The record is from the annotation of a GenBank genome assembly.